AUGAGGCUGGUGACCUACCCGCCCAUGGCCUUCGGGGUGUCGAUCAUCGCCUUCACUUUGCAGCUGGUCCGUGAGCGGGAGGUGAAGUGUAAGCAUGUCGCCUUGGCGCAGGGCCUUUCGGUGCGGGCCUUCUGGCUGGGCACGCUGAUGGCCCAUUAUUUGGUUAAUGUGGUCAACGCCGUGGUGCUUCUGCUGGCGAUCCAAUGGAGGGGCGGCCCGAAGCUCACCGGAAGUGGCUUCCCCAUGCUCAUAGUGGAGGCCAUGAUUUAUCCCGUGAGCUUGCUGCUGAUGGCGUACAACGUCUCCAUGCUUUUCACCCAGGUGGAGCUCGCUGUGAAGGUCCUACCGCUCACAAACAUGCUGCUGGGCACCAUUCCGACGACCUGCGUGUACCUCCUGCUGCAGCUGCCCGAGUGGCUGGAGGUGGCUCGGGGGCUGCACGCUGCGAUGUCUUUGUUGAAUCCGGUCUAUGGUCUGCCCGGCAUGGUCCUCAUGAUGUACGAGGAGCCACACAUGACCUUGUCAGAGCUCCUGGUAUCUAGGACUGCCAUCCCUCUCUACGGCUCUGUGGUGGUGAUUGCCAUGCUGGCGAUGAAUCUGGUUUACCAGGAUGCCCGGAGCCGGAGCGCCGUGCCCGGGGACUUCCAGGAGUUUGAUGCAGGUCGCAAGGACGAUGACGUUCUUACGGAAGAGUCCCGGGUGAACACAAGCAUCUUCGACGACAACAACGAGGACGCAGCCAUGUACCACGAGUUGCACCACACCUACAGGGGAGCGGAGGCGGAGCGGCGGAGAGGCGCCAUGGCGCCCGCAAGAUGGGCGCUGCUCCCGCUGCUCCCGCUGCUCCCGGUGACGAAAGCGCUGCUCAACUGCUCGGCACCUCGGCGCGAGGCGCACGACCCGGUGACGGCGGUAUGCUGCACGGCACAAGACGCCUGGGAUGGUCUGGUGGCCGAAGGUGGUUGUGGAGGCUCAGGACCCACGGAGAACCAAUGCAACGCAGCCAUGGAGCUGUGCAGAGAGCCUUUGGCGGGUCGGCGAAUCGCCGGGUCGGGCCCUGACUGCCAGCGGGCAGUGCAGGACUUCAGCAUCUCGGAGGAUUCAGAUGUGGCGGUGGACCUGUCGUCUGCCAAGGUCACCUGUGAGCUCCCCCAGUGGACGCCGUGCGGCGGCACGGUGCGGGGCCUGGGGGUGGGGCUGCUGAUCGCCACGGGGGUGGCGCUGCUGCUGGUGGCCUCAGCCGCCUGCGUGGCCUUCGACUGGCGGCUGCUGCCCUCGCUGGUGGCGAAGCAGCGCCGGAAGCUGCUGGUGGAGGACAUCCACGCGCAGGACAAGGGUGAGGUGCUCGAGCCCGAGGGCAGGGCCGAUUCAGCGCCGGCGCCGCCUCGGCCAGUGCCCCCCGCGCCGCCCACACCCACGGCGCGGCCGCCUCAGGGCUUCGACGGCUUGCGUGCGGCGGCGGACGGAGAUGCGCCAGCAGAGAGUCCCGCCAUGGCGGCCAUGUCGCCGCAGGACCAAAUCAUCGGCGCAGGCGAGCCUGAAACGGUGAAGGCACCGCCUAGGCCAAGGCAUUAUGCAUCGGCUUAUGCCUUGCAUAAGGCGUUCAUGGUUAUAGCGUGCAUCGCCGUGGUGCUGAGAGUGUCGUACAUUGUCGCACGCGUGCUGUUGGUUGUGGGCUUAAGCCUGGCUUACCAGUGCUUGCCCGAACUGCUCCUUUGCAUUUUGCCGUUGGUUUGGGUCGCUUGUACCUCCAGACGGCCAAAGUCAUCCACGAUUGCCAUCCCGGCGAGUGUUGCCUACUGGGGCCCUUGGGGCGCCUUGCCUCGCUUCACCACCUAUGCAGUGUGCACGAUCUGCACCGAGAUCUACAGCACUCUGGUGGCUGCGUUGGCAGUGGCCCGUAUGCCCUGCAACUCCUCGCCCCUGGCUGGGGUGCUGCUCUACUGCAUCGGCCUGCUGGUGGCAGUGGUCCGGGCCUACUGCGCUGUGCUGGCCCUGCGCCUGCAGGACGAGCUGGCCAGCAUGUGCCGCCGGGUGCUCCCCAGAGAGAAGGCGGCCUGGGGCAACGCGGGCAACACCAAGGCCAUGGACCAGAAUCAGAAGCGCUGGCAGGGCUUGGGGUUCUUCGGGUCGCGGGAGGUGAUCGAGGAUACUGUGCGGGACUUCAACGAGCCAGACGACCCCUCCAAAGCGGCCCUGGCUUGCCCCUUCCUCCCCGAGUUCCUGUGUCCCGUGCUGCGCCGCCGGCUUGUUGGACGACGGAUCCUGGCAGGCGGCAUUUUGCUGGGUGUCCUGUCGGCGGGGGCCUCUGCCUUCAUCGCGCGGGCGGUGCUCGGAGAACAGCAGCCGGAGGAGGAGCGCCUUUCCUCGUGUGAUGCCACGCAGAACGGGACCAGCACCUGCGCGGCUUGGGAGCUGGCGGGGGUGAACGUCACGGAUGCCGCAGGUGUGCGGAAGAUGGACCUGGCCCGAACGCUCACGGACUGUUGCCAAGGCUGCGACGAGGUGAAGGAUUGCCAGGGCUGGAUCUUCGAGCAUUUGGACAAGCGGUGCCGCUGGAUCCACUUCGUGGACGAGGUGUGCAAUGCCAAUCCCGGAGACAUGAGCUGCAGAUGCUUCACGAGUCGUGGUAUUGCCUUCAGCUUCAAGCCGCCGAAGAAGACCUAUUUGAUUUGGGUGGACGCAAGCUGGGAGUAG
This is a messenger RNA of Effrenium voratum, 2697 nucleotides long. The record is from the annotation of a GenBank genome assembly. NCBI's taxonomy places the organism in Eukaryota, Dinophyceae, Suessiales, Symbiodiniaceae.